This is a messenger RNA of Impatiens glandulifera, 834 nucleotides long. Its product is annotated as PLASMODESMATA CALLOSE-BINDING PROTEIN 5-like. The transcript is spliced from 3 exons. Bases 145 to 696 code for a protein of 183 amino acids. The record is from RefSeq and is a predicted model, not a curated record. Lineage: Eukaryota; Viridiplantae; Streptophyta; Magnoliopsida; Ericales; Balsaminaceae.
CUCUCUCUCUGGUCCGACUUUGUUCCAUCUCACUGUCUAUCUGUGUGUACACACAACAACGGUCACAUUUGAUUCAGAUCUAAGAAAGAACACUCACUCACUCACUCACUCUGUUUAUUAGUCGAUCCCAUUAUCUCUUCUUCAAUGGAUUCCAAGUGUUUUGUCUUUCUAAUCUUCAUCUUCAUCUCACUCUCCAAUGCUGCCGUUUCCGACCACUACCAUUUGAGGCAAUCCACCGGCGGCGGCGGCGCAUCCGUGGCAGUAGAGCUUUGGUGCGUGGCGAAGAACAACGCAGAGACCACCCCCCUCCAGACGGCCCUGGAUUGGGCGUGUGGUCAAGGCGGCGCCAAUUGUGGUCCAAUACAGUUGGGCGGACCUUGCUACGAUCCCGCCGACAUAACUCGGACAGCAUCUUAUGCUUUCAAUGAUUACUUCUUGAAACACGGAUUGACUGAGGAUAGUUGCAACUUUGACAACACUGCCGCUCUCACAUCUCUCAACCCGAGUCAUGGAAGUUGCAAAAUCCCAUCAAGCUCUACUGUGAAGAAUGGAAGCUCGGCGGCAGGGACAACGACAAUGACAAUGGGGGAUCUGAACAGUGGGAGUAGUAAUGAUGAUCUUGAUGUUAGAGCACAUCUGUACAGGGUCUUCUUGAUGUUUACCGUCUAUAUACUUGGCUUCAUUUUUAUGUACUAAUCUUCAAAUUUAUCUACUACUUUCUUUGCUGCACAUAUAGAGAUAUAUUAUUAGAUUAUGUGGGUAUCUAUCUAUCAUCAAUUUUGUAACAUUUCUUUCAAAUCAUAAUUAAUGGAUCUUUUCACUUAAUUGUCACUC